GCCAGUUUUCCCCCAGGCGGAUUCAACUUUCCUUCUUUCCUUUCUUCAUCUCCACUCAAUCAUCAAAGACCUUUUUGUAUCUUUGAUCCAGUCCGACAUUCACAAUGUCUCCCAACGACCAGGUUAAGGUCCUGGGCAUGCCGCCCUUCGUCGCGGACUUCUUGAUGGGUGGUGUCUCCGCCGCUGUCUCGAAGACCGCUGCCGCUCCCAUCGAGCGUAUCAAGCUCCUCAUCCAGAACCAGGAUGAGAUGUUGAAGGCCGGCCGUCUGGACCGCAAGUACAAUGGCAUCGCCGACUGCUUCCGCCGCACCGCUGCCGAUGAGGGCGUCAUGUCGCUGUGGCGUGGCAACACUGCCAACGUCAUCCGUUACUUCCCUACCCAGGCCCUGAACUUCGCCUUCCGUGACAAGUUCAAGAAGAUGUUCAACUUCAAGAAGGAGAAGGACGGCUAUGCCAAGUGGAUGGCUGGUAACCUGGCCUCCGGUGGUGCUGCUGGUGCCACCUCUCUGCUGUUCGUCUACUCCCUCGACUACGCCCGUACCCGUCUGGCCAACGACGCCAAGUCUGCCAAGGGUGGCGGUGCCCGUCAGUUCAACGGUCUCGUCGACGUCUACCGUAAGACCCUCGCCUCCGACGGUAUUGCCGGUCUGUACCGUGGCUUCGGUCCCUCCGUCCUCGGAAUUGUCGUUUACCGUGGUCUGUACUUCGGUCUCUACGACUCCAUCAAGCCCGUUGUCCUGGUCGGUCCCCUCGCUGGUAACUUCCUCGCCUCCUUCCUGCUCGGCUGGUGCGUCACCACUGGUGCCGGUAUCGCCUCCUACCCUCUUGACACUGUCCGUCGGCGUAUGAUGAUGACCUCUGGCGAAGCCGUCAAGUACAACGGUUCCCUCGAUGCUUUCCGCCAGAUCGUCGCCAAGGAGGGUGUCAAGUCCCUGUUCAAGGGUGCUGGUGCCAACAUUCUCCGUGGUGUCGCCGGUGCUGGUGUCCUGUCCAUCUACGAUCAGCUCCAGCUCCUCCUCUUCGGAAAGGCUUUCAAGGGCGGCUCCGGCUAAGCGCUUCCUCUCUUUUAACCACUGUACAAAAUCAGCAAUGAUGCAGUAGAGGCUCGAGAGGAGUCUAAUCAGGGGAUGAGCCACAGCUGGUGGUGUUGUCGUUUCGUGCUUGGGUCGAUACUGACUGGACUGGGUCAUUCAACUCGAACAAAAAGGGGCGAGAUGAUAGAAGUGGUGCAGGGGGAGGGGCGGUGUGCCUUCGGACGAUUUCUUUCUAUGUGGUUGCCGGGGAGCAUUCCGUCUCAGGUCGUGGUCUGGGUUUUGGAGCAUGCCUGGCGUUAGUGAUACUCGUCUGGGUGGCUUCUAGACCCUCCAUUGUAAUUUACAAGACGUUCUCAUCAUUUCUCUCUUCUUGUGCUGUCUUUCCCUUUGCAAUAUUUCUAGCCUGCACAGGUAGUGAUGUUUCUCUGGCAAUCUGCGUUCACCGCAUACGGCAUUGGACUCUUUCGCAACC
Molecule: messenger RNA, 1506 nt
Organism: Cryphonectria parasitica EP155
Lineage: Eukaryota; Fungi; Ascomycota; Sordariomycetes; Diaporthales; Cryphonectriaceae
Product: ADP-ATP translocase
Exons: 5
Coding region: 105-1052 (315 amino acids)
Biological process (GO): mitochondrial ADP transmembrane transport; mitochondrial ATP transmembrane transport
Cellular component (GO): mitochondrial inner membrane
Molecular function (GO): ATP:ADP antiporter activity
Source: RefSeq, a predicted model, not a curated record